CAGCGAUCCGCGCCCCGCAGCCUCCAGCUCCUGUGCACCUGCCACCCCACCCCCCACUCACCGGCUCAGCCCCCGGGAGAGCCGCGCAGGACGCGUGUUGCUUCGCCCAGCGAUAGGCAGAAGUUAGGAGAGUUGGCGGCCGCCUCUGGCCCGCCGGACUUCCGAACCGCCGCCGCCACUCCGAACCUUCGGGGCCGCCUCCCUCCCGCCCAGCCCGCCGCGCGGGGGAGAGGGGCGCGGAGGGGGUCGCCAGCGAGACCAGAACUUGCAUCUGUGUGAGGGGAUGCGAGGCAGAUGAGCGAGGCAAAGAAAAAGUGGAGACCGCAGGAGAGACUCCUCCGGGCUUGAUAGUCACUGGCGGACGCUCCGGCAGAGGGGCUGGUUUGGGGUUUUUUUUUUUCCUUCUCUCCCAUUCUCUGGCUCUUUCUUUUAAAGCCACACAAGCCCUCUCUUUCUCUACUAUCUCGUAUCCCCGAACCCUUGCUGGCUCUUAUGGGCAUGAAACACUCCUCCCGCUGCCUGCUCCUCCGGAGGAAAAUGGCGGAGAACGCAUCCGAGAGCACGGAGGUGAGCAGUGCCCCCCCUCAGCCCCCUCAGCCUGUUGUCCCAGCCAAGCCUGUACAGUGCAUCCACCAUGUGUCCACACAGCCCAGCUGUCCAGGACGGGGCAAGCUGUCCAAACUACUGAACCCUGAGGAGAUGACUUCAAGAGAUUACUACUUUGACUCGUAUGCCCACUUUGGGAUCCAUGAGGAAAUGUUGAAGGACGAAGUACGGACACUCACUUACCGGAAUUCCAUGUACCAUAACAAGCAUGUGUUCAAGGACAAAGUGGUACUGGACGUUGGGAGUGGCACAGGGAUCCUCUCCAUGUUUGCUGCCAAAGCAGGAGCCAAGAAGGUGUUUGGGAUUGAAUGCUCCAGUAUUUCUGACUACUCGGAGAAGAUCAUUAAGGCCAACCAUCUGGACAACAUCAUCACCAUAUUUAAAGGUAAAGUGGAGGAGGUGGAGCUGCCCGUGGAGAAAGUGGACAUCAUCAUCAGCGAAUGGAUGGGCUACUGUCUGUUCUAUGAGUCGAUGCUCAACACUGUGAUCUUUGCCAGGGACAAGUGGUUGAAACCUGGAGGGCUUAUGUUUCCAGACCGGGCGGCUUUGUACGUGGUAGCAAUUGAAGACCGACAAUAUAAGGACUUCAAAAUCCACUGGUGGGAGAACGUCUACGGCUUUGACAUGACCUGUAUCCGGGAUGUUGCUAUGAAAGAGCCUCUGGUGGAUAUCGUGGACCCAAAGCAAGUGGUGACCAAUGCCUGUUUAAUAAAGGAAGUGGACAUCUACACCGUGAAGACGGAAGAGCUGUCCUUCACAUCUGCGUUCUGCCUGCAGAUACAGCGCAACGACUACGUCCAUGCCCUCGUCACCUAUUUUAAUAUUGAAUUUACCAAGUGCCACAAGAAAAUGGGGUUUUCCACAGCCCCUGAUGCCCCCUAUACCCACUGGAAGCAGACCGUGUUCUACCUGGAAGACUACCUCACGGUCCGAAGGGGGGAGGAAAUCUAUGGGACCAUAUCCAUGAAGCCAAAUGCCAAAAAUGUGCGAGACCUCGAUUUCACAGUAGACUUGGAUUUUAAGGGACAGCUGUGUGAAACAUCUGUAUCUAAUGACUACAAGAUGCGUUAGCACACGAAGGAAGCUGCAGAGAGCAAGCAAAAAAAAGGAACUUUCACUUCAAGUCUGCAACGCUGCCCCAAGGAAUAUGGUUAGGAGGACGACACACUUGAAAACCAGAGGUUUCCACUCUGCCUUGAAGAUUGGUGAACCCGCCAGGGCUUCCGUGGACCCUGCCACAACAAGAAGCCUCCAGUCCCUCCGCUUUGCCCCAGGAUUCCUUAAUGAAGGUUUAGUGGGCACCACUUGUGCUGGGGCUGGGGCUCCAAGGAUGGAACCGAUUCCACAUAUCCCCAUCGUCCUCCUAAGCUGUGACUCUCUGGGUCUUCCAAGUUUUGCAUGCUGCAGGCAUCUAGGACAGAUUGCUUCCACUAGAACCCAGAGAUAUAGUGUCUUUGAUAGCAUAAGCCAGAUUUUCUGUCGAUGCGGUGGUGUGUGUGUGUGUGUGUGUGUGUGUGUGUGUGUGUGUGUGUGUACAUGUAUACAGCAUAUAUAUUAAUUUGCCCACAAACAUCUGUAUAUGCAUGCAUAUACAACUAAGUGGGUCUAUUAUUUGGGUGUUCAUUCUGAGGGGUAUGUGCGUGCGCAAGCGCGCGCUCGUGUGUGUGCGUGUGUGUGUGUGUGUGUGUGUGUGUGCGCGUGUGUGUGUGUGUGUGUGCACAUGGGUGUGUACGCCUAGAAUAUAUAUCACUCUAAACGGAGAUUCUGUUGCUUUCAAAUAGAAAUUUGUUUUGUGAUUAGUUCUCCCCCUCCUGGGCCCUUAACAGAUGUUACCCAACUCUGAAACACUCUCUGUACUAGCCCUGGUCUCGUACUAGCCCUGGUCUUGUUUUGACUAGACUGUGGCUCUAAAGCCUGAGUAUAGUGCUGCAGGCUCUGUGAGCGCUCAAUAAACACACAUGAGA
Messenger RNA from Nannospalax galili (Upper Galilee mountains blind mole rat), 2570 nucleotides. RefSeq names its product protein arginine methyltransferase 8 (gene Prmt8). Bases 493 to 1677 code for a protein of 394 amino acids. Gene Ontology annotation, cellular component: plasma membrane. The transcript has 10 exons. The record is from RefSeq and is a predicted model, not a curated record. Gene Ontology annotation, molecular function: protein-arginine N-methyltransferase activity. Gene Ontology annotation, biological process: peptidyl-arginine methylation. NCBI's taxonomy places the organism in Eukaryota, Metazoa, Chordata, Mammalia, Rodentia, Spalacidae.